AUGGCUCCAAGACCAGAGGAGGGGACUCGGUCCACACCCACUAUAAAUGACAAAGCUCAGGGCAAAGACGAGGUCAUCCCUCCAGCUUACUCCACCUUGGACCUGGUGAACCAGACGCCUGCUGAGGAAGAUCCCUGGGACCUUCCAGAACUGACAGACACUGGGGUCAAGUGGUCAGAUCUUGACACAAAAGGAAAGAUAAUAAGAGUUCUGACUGCUGUUGUGAAGCUUGUUCUGCUGCUCGGAUUACUCUACCUGUUUAUUUGCUCCUUGGAUAUUCUCAGCUCGGCUUUCCAGCUAGUGGGAGGUAAAGCUGCUGGGGACAUCUUCCAGGACAAUGCUGUGCUGUCCAACCCUGUGGCCGGCUUGGUGAUCGGGGUGUUAGUCACAGUGCUGGUGCAGAGCUCCAGCACCUCCUCUUCUAUUGUGGUCAGCAUGGUGUCCUCUGGAUUGCUGGAAGUUCAGUCUGCUGUACCAAUCAUCAUGGGAGCCAACAUAGGAACAUCUGUCACCAACACCAUCGUGGCAGUGAUGCAGGCGGGAGACAGAAAUGAGUUCCGCAGAGCCUUUGCCGGUGCUACAGUUCAUGAUUUCUUCAACUGGCUGUCGGUGCUGGUUCUUCUGCCCUUGGAGGCAGCCACAGGGGUUCUGUACAAACUCACCCUCCUCCUUGUCGAGUCUUUUAACAUCCAGACAGGAGAGGACGCCCCUGACCUGCUGAAUGUCAUCACAGACCCCCUCACCAACGCUAUCAUCCAGCUGGACAAGUCUGUAAUCACUGGCAUUGCGACGGGUGACCCCACUGCACGGAACAAGAGUCUGAUCAAGAAGUGGUGCAAAACACAGACAAACACGACUUUUUGGAACAUCACAGUAGAAAGCUGCCCUGCUGGUGCUGUGUGCUGGGAGGAAGGAAACCAGACCUGGACUGAGAUGAACUCCACUUGCACUGACUAUCAAGAAAAAUGCAAACACCUCUUCGUCAACGUUAACUUGCCAGAUCUAGCCGUAGGGCUCAUUCUCCUGGCUCUGUCUCUGCUUGUUCUUUGCACCUGUCUCAUCCUCAUUGUCAAGCUGCUCAACUCCAUGCUGAAGGGGCAGGUGGCUCUGGUCAUCAAGAAAAUACUCAACACAGACUUCCCCUUCCCUUUCGCAUGGGUUACUGGCUACAUUGCUAUUUUAGUCGGAGCAGGAAUGACGUUUAUAGUUCAGAGUAGCUCGGUUUUCACUUCAGCUAUAACACCUCUUGUUGGUAUAGGUGUAAUUAGUCUUGAAAGGGCCUAUCCUCUGACACUGGGGUCAAACAUUGGAACAACAACCACAGCCAUUCUUGCUGCAAUGGCUAGCCCCGGAGAGACACUAGCCAACUCCCUGCAGAUUGCACUUUGCCAUUUCUUCUUCAACAUCAUGGGCAUCAUUCUUUGGUAUCCAAUCCCCUUCACACGGGUGCCCAUCAGGCUGGCCAGAGGUCUGGGGAACAAAACAGCUAAAUACCGCUGGUUUGCUGCCCUCUACCUUUUCCUGUGCUUCCUGGUUCUCCCGCUAAGUGUUUUUGGCCUGUCUCUGGCUGGUUGGCAAAUCCUGGUGGGCGUCGGCGUGCCCAUCGUUGUACUGGCUAUCUUUGUUAUCAUCGUCAACGUGAUGCAGUCUCGAUGCCCGCGCCACCUACCCAAGAUUUUGCGCAGCUGGGACCUUCUGCCCCGGCCCCUGCACUCCAUGGCGCCGUGGGACAAGGUGGUGAGCUCUUCCAUGUUGUUCUGUAGCAGACAUUGCUGCUGCUGCUGCAAAUGCAGCAACUGUUGCAAUAAAGGUGACGAGGAGGAAAAGAUCACAAGAAGCAGCAGGAAAAGCCUGGAGAUGUACGAUAACCCGGCCAUGUUGAGGGACGAAGACUCAAACGUUGUUAGAGCAACACAUCUUUAAUAUCAUGAAGUUUGAU
This is a messenger RNA of Nematolebias whitei (Rio pearlfish), 1939 nucleotides long. It is a transcript of the gene slc34a2b, whose product is annotated as solute carrier family 34 member 2b. Gene Ontology annotation, cellular component: apical plasma membrane; brush border; vesicle. The record is from RefSeq and is a predicted model, not a curated record. Gene Ontology annotation, molecular function: sodium:phosphate symporter activity. Lineage: Eukaryota; Metazoa; Chordata; Actinopteri; Cyprinodontiformes; Rivulidae. Gene Ontology annotation, biological process: sodium-dependent phosphate transport; intracellular phosphate ion homeostasis. The transcript is spliced from 12 exons. Bases 1 to 1923 code for a protein of 640 amino acids.